GCCGGAGCAGCUGGAUAGGAGUAGUGAAGCCCACUCCUCGGGGGAUGCGGCCAAUUUCCAGGCUCCCUGGGCUACAACUCCCGAGCCUUAUAGGGUGCCGGCCUCGCCUCGGCCGCUACCCUCGGCCCCGUGGUUCUCCCGGCGGCGCCCGUGGCGAAAUGUAAAUGAGCAAAGAUGGAUCAGGAAGGUGGGGGAGAUGGGCAGAAGGCCCCGAGCUUCCAGUGGCGGAACUACAAGCUCAUCGUGGAUCCUGCCUUGGACCCUGCCUUGCGCAGGCCUUCGCAAAAGGUGUACCGCUAUGAUGGAAUCCACUUCAGUGUCAAUGACUCAAAGUAUAUUCCUGUUGAAGAUCUCCAAGACCCCCGUUGCCACGUCAGGUCCAAAACUAGAGAAUUUUCUCUCCCAGUCCCUAAAUUUAAGCUGGAUGAGUUCUAUAUUGGGCAAAUUCCACUGAAGGAAGUGACCUUUGCAAGGCUGAAUGACAACGUACGGGAGACCUUCCUGAAGGAAAUGUGCCGAAAGUAUGGCGAGGUGGAAGAGGUAGAGAUUCUUCUUCACCCCCGUACUCGAAAGCACCUGGGUCUGGCCCGUGUGCUCUUUACCAGUACUCGGGGAGCCAAGGAAACGGUCAAAAACCUCCACCUUACCUCCGUCAUGGGAAACAUCAUCCAUGCCCAGCUCGACAUCAAAGGACAACAGCGAAUGAAAUACUAUGAAUUGAUUGUCAAUGGCUCCUACACUCCCCAGACGGUGCCCACUGGGGGCAAGGCACUGAGUGAGAAGUUCCAGGGCUCCGGGGCAGCCACAGAGACGACUGAAUCCCGCCGCCGUUCCUCCUCCGACACAGCUGUCUACCCAGCAGGCAUGGCUGUAGUGGGCACCCCUGGCAACGGCACCCCUUGCUCCCAGGACACAAGCUUCUCCAGCAGCCGGCAGGACACCCCAUCUUCCUUUGGCCAAUUCACCCCUCAGUCCUCCCAAGGAACCCCCUACACGUCUCGGGGCAGCACCCCCUAUUCUCAGGACUCUGCCUACUCCAGCAGCACCACUUCAACCUCCUUCAAGCCCCGGCGGUCAGAAAACAGCUACCAAGAUUCCUUUUCCCGUCGCCAUUUCUCUGCUUCCUCGGCUCCCACAACCACCUCUGCAGCCAUCUCAGUCACCACUGCAGUCACCUCCACCUCCUCCUCCUCAUCAUCUUCAUUGUCCUCGUCUUCCUCCUCUUCCUCGUCUUCUCAUUUCCGUGGUUCUGACUCAAACUACCCAGCAUAUUAUGAAAGCUGGAAUCGUUACCAGCGCCAUGCUUCCUACCCACCUCGUCGGGCCAUUCGGGAGGAACCCCCUGGAGCCCCUUUUGCUGAAAACACAGCUGAGCGCUUCCCACCUUCCUACACCUCCUACUUGCCCCCUGAGCCCAGCCGGCCUGCUGACCAGGACUACCGACCACCUGCCUCCGAGGCUCAACCCCCAGAGCCUCCAGAACCUGGUGGAGGUGGGGAUGGUGGUGGGUCUAGCCCUGAGAGAGAAGAAACCAGGAACUCCCCGCACCCAGCUUCACCUGCCCGUUCAGGCUCGCCAGCCCCAGAGACCACCAACGAGAGUGUGCCCUUUGCUCACCACAGCAGCCUGGAUUCCCGCAUUGAAAUGCUGCUGAAGGAACAGCGCUCCAAGUUUUCCUUCCUGGCCUCUGACACAGAGGAGGAGGAGGAGGAGAAUGGCAGCACAGGCCCCGGGGCUAGAGACACAGGGAGCGAGGUGCCUUCUGGGUCAGGUCAUGGGCCCUGCACACCCCCUCCUGCUCCAGCUAAUUUUGAGGAUGUGGCACCCACAGGAAGCGGGGAGCCAGGGGCCAUCAGGGAGUCUCCUAAGGCCAAUGGACAGAACCAGGCUUCCCCCUGCUCUUCUGGAGAAGACAUGGAGAUAUCUGAUGAUGACAGGGGCGGCUCACCCCCUCCAGCCCCAACACCCCCUCAGCAGCCCCCGCCACCCCCGCCACCACCCCCUCCACCCCCUCCCUACUUGGCUUCUCUUCCCCUUGGUUAUCCUCCCCAUCAACCUGCCUACCUCCUUCCACCCCGACCUGAUGGUCCACCGCCCCCUGAGUACCCCCCACCUCCUCCACCGCCCCCCCACAUCUAUGAUUUUGUGAACUCCCUGGAGCUCAUGGAUCGACUAGGGGCUCAGUGGGGAGGGAUGCCCAUGUCCUUCCAGAUGCAGACACAGAUGUUGACCCGGCUCCAUCAGCUGCGGCAGGGCAAGGGAUUAACUGCAGCGUCUGCGGGGCCCCCUGGGGGAGCCUUUGGAGAGGCCUUCCUACCAUUCGCACCCCCCCAAGAGGCAGCCUAUGCCUUGCCCUAUGCUCUGUACACACAAGGGCAAGAAGGCCGAGGGGCGUACUCCCGGGAGACCUACCACCUGCCUUUGCCUAUGGCAGCUGAGCCCCUGCCCUCCUCAGUCUCGGGAGAAGAGGCCCGACUUCCUCCUAGGGAAGAAGCUGAGCUGGCAGAGGGCAAGGCUUUACCAUCAGCAGGCACUGUGGGCCGUGUGCUGGCCACCCUAGUCCAGGAGAUGAAGAGCAUCAUGCAGCGUGACCUCAACCGCAAGAUGGUGGAGAAUGUGGCCUUUGGAGCCUUUGACCAGUGGUGGGAGAGCAAGGAAGAGAAGGCCAAGCCAUUCCAGAACGCAGCCAAACAGCAAGCCAAGGAGGAAGAUAAAGAGAAGACGAAGCUCAAGGAGCCAGGUCUGCUGUCCCUCGUAGACUGGGCCAAGAGUGGGGGUACCACUGGCAUCGAGGCCUUCGCCUUUGGGUCAGGGCUACGAGGGGCCCUGCGACUGCCUUCUUUCAAGGUAAAACGGAAAGAACCAUCAGAGAUUUCAGAAGCUAGUGAGGAAAAGCGGCCUCGGCCCUCCACCCCAGUGGAGGAGGAUGAAGACGACCCUGAGCGAGAGAAGGAGACAGGAGAGCCAGGACGUCCAGGAACCAAGCCCCCAAAGCGAGAUGAAGAACGAGGCAAGACCCAGGGCAAGCACCGCAAGUCUUUUGCUCUGGACAGUGAAGGGGAGGAGGCCUCUCAGGAGUCUUCCUCAGAGAAGGACGAAGAAGAUGAUGAGGAAGAUGAGGAAGAUGAAGAUGGAGAGGAAGCCAUGGAUACCACUAAGAAGGAAAUAGAGGCCUCAGAUGGCGAGGAUGAGGAAAGCGGUUUGUCCCCCAAAUGUUCUCUGUAUGCUGACUCAGAUGGUGACAAUGAUAGUCCAUCGGACUCAGAGAGCAGCAGCUCGUCCAGCUCCUCAUCUUCUUCCUCAUCCUCUUCAUCGUCUUCCUCCUCCUCCUCAUCAUCUGAGUCCUCUGAAGAGGAAGAAGAGGAAGAGGAGCAGCUAGCACCCAAGCCUUCAGCCUCACCGCCCUCCAGAGAAGACCCAGCGUCCCUUAUCCCAGCGCCUAUAGAAGAGCCUGAACCAGAGAGAGUUGCAGACUCCCCAGUCAUCUCUCUCCCUGAACAGGAGAAGUCUCCCGCCAGGCCUGCAGGUUCCACUGAGGAACCACCUCCCAGUGUACCUCAGCCUCCCCCAGAGCCACCCGCUGGGCUCCCAGCUCCUGCCCCACGUCCCGAGGAGCGCCCAUCGUCUCCUAUCCCUCUCCUUCCCCCACCCAAGAAACGCCGGAAAACGGUCUCCUUUUCUACCACAGAAGAGGCGCCAGCCGCAGAGCUUCCUCCAGUUGUCCCACUACAGGUCAAGUCUCCUGGCCCAGUCUCUCGCAAAGUCCCCCGGGGUGUGGAGCGGACCAUUCGAAACCUGCCUCUGGACCACGCAUCUCUGGUUAAGAGUUGGCCUGAGGAAGUGCCCCGAGGGGGACGGAGCCGGGCUGGAGGCAAAGGCCGCUGUCCUGAAGAAGAAGAGGCAGAGCCGGGAGCAGAAGUGGACCUGGCGGUGCUGGCUGACCUGGCCCUGACCCCAGCCCGGCGUGGGCUGGUGGCCCCACCUACUGGUGAUGACUCUGAGGCCACAGAGACAUCAGACGAGGCGGACCGCCUGGGCCCCCCACUCAGCUACAUCUUCCUGGAGCACAACUAUGCCCUGGCUACCAAGCCCAUGCCUUCCACGCUGACCUCUCGGCCCCUAGAACCAGUUCCUGCCCCCGUGGCUCUCUUCAGCUCCCCAGCAGAUGAGGUCCUGGAGGCCCCUGAGGUGGUGGUGGCUGAGGCCGAAGAGCCAAAGCAGCAGCCAGAGGAGGAGGAGGAGGAAUCGGAGUCUUCGGAGAGCAGCAGCAGCAGUAGUAGUGAUGGGGAAGGGGCCCUCAGGCGGCGCAGCCUCCGCUCCCACACCCGACGCCGGCGACCGCCCCCGCCUCCACCUCCCCCACCCCCACCCACCUUCGAGCCCCGCAGUGAAUUUGAACAGAUGACCAUCCUGUAUGACAUUUGGAACUCAGGCCUGGAUUUGGAGGACAUGGGCUACCUGCGGCUUACCUAUGAGCGGCUGCUACAGCAGACAAGUGGAGCGGACUGGCUUAACGACACCCACUGGGUCCAUCACACAAUCACCAACCUGAACACUCCAAAACGCAGGCGACGGCCCCAGGACGGGCCCCGGGAGCACCAGACAGGCUCAGCUCGCAGCGAAGGCUAUUAUCCCAUCAGCAAGAAGGAAAAGGACAAGUACCUGGAUGUGUGCCCUGUCUCGGCCCGGCAGCUGGAGGGAGCAGACACUCAGGGAACUAACCGUGUGCUUUCUGAGCGCCGAUCUGAGCAGAGGCGGUUGCUGAGUGCCAUUGGCACCUCGGCCAUCAUGGAUAGCGAUCUGCUGAAGCUGAACCAGCUCAAGUUCCGGAAGAAGAAGCUCCGAUUUGGCCGGAGCCGGAUCCAUGAGUGGGGUCUAUUUGCCAUGGAGCCCAUUGCAGCCGACGAGAUGGUCAUCGAAUACGUGGGUCAGAACAUCCGCCAGAUGGUCGCUGAUAUGCGGGAGAAGCGCUACGUGCAAGAGGGCAUUGGCAGCAGCUACCUGUUCCGGGUUGACCACGACACCAUCAUUGAUGCUACCAAGUGCGGCAACUUGGCAAGAUUCAUCAACCACUGCUGCACGCCCAACUGUUACGCCAAGGUGAUCACUAUCGAAUCACAGAAGAAGAUUGUGAUUUACUCCAAGCAGCCCAUCAGCGUGGAUGAGGAGAUCACCUACGACUACAAGUUCCCGCUGGAGGACAAUAAGAUCCCAUGUCUGUGUGGCACCGAGAGCUGCCGGGGAUCCCUCAACUGA
This is a messenger RNA of Chrysochloris asiatica (Cape golden mole), 5256 nucleotides long. It is a transcript of the gene SETD1A, whose product is annotated as SET domain containing 1A. Bases 175 to 5256 code for a protein of 1693 amino acids. Gene Ontology annotation, molecular function: protein binding; RNA binding; histone H3K4 methyltransferase activity. The transcript has 19 exons. The record is from RefSeq and is a predicted model, not a curated record. NCBI's taxonomy places the organism in Eukaryota, Metazoa, Chordata, Mammalia, Afrosoricida, Chrysochloridae. Gene Ontology annotation, cellular component: Set1C/COMPASS complex.